GCUUUUUUGCGCAUGCUCUGUUACAGUCGUCCACUCAGGCACCGGUAGUAAGAUGGUGGCCUUAAAAAUGCGGAGUAGUGUGUUGUCCGUGUUGUUGGUUAGCCUUCUGUGCAAAUUGACGCACUCUUUAUAUUUUCAUAUUGGGGAAACGGAAAAGAAAUGCUUCAUAGAGGAAAUCCCCGACGAAACCAUGAUCAUAGGAAACUAUAGGACGCAGUUGUAUGACAAGCAGAGAGAGGAGUAUUUACCUGCAACCCAAGGACUUGGUGUGUUUGUGGAAGUGAAAGAUCCGGAUGAAAAGGUGAUCCUAUCCCGUCAGAAUGGCUCGGAGGGCAGAUUCACUUUCACCUCCCACACCCCUGGAGAACACCAGAUCUGCCUUCAUUCUAACUCAUCAAAGUUUGCCCUCUUUGCUGGGGGGAUGCUGAGAGUUCACCUGGACAUCCAGGUUGAGGAGCACACCAAUAACUAUGCUGAGAUCGCAGCCAAGGAUAAGCUCACAGAGCUGCAGUUGAGGGUUAGACAGCUUGUCGAACAGGUGGACCAGAUCCAGAAAGAACAGAACUACCAGAGGUACCGUGAGGAACGCUUCAGACAAACAAGCGAAAGCACCAACCAGAGGGUCCUCUGGUGGUCCAUUGUCCAGACACUCAUCCUGGUCGCCAUUGGCUUCUGGCAAAUGAGGCAUCUCAAGAGCUUCUUUGAGGCCAAGAAACUUGUUUAGUAGUUUCAUGUGUGUUUCUAUCAAUGCAGUACAUGUCAUCAUCUGGUUUCUAUAUCCUGCUCUCAAGAAAAAAAUCCCUUAAACGGUUUUAAAUCUGGUUAAACUUGCUGAUGUAAUUUGGAAUAUUUUUCCCUCUUGACUUUUUACAAACACACUUCCAUAUGUGAGACAUGGACAAAACGCCUUUAAUUUUAUGGAAGUUCUGCAUUUUUUUGUUUAUGGGUUGAAGCUAAUUUUAUUAAAAACUGUUUUUGUCUACGAUGA
Messenger RNA from Paramormyrops kingsleyae, 988 nucleotides. RefSeq names its product transmembrane emp24 domain-containing protein 9. The record is from RefSeq and is a predicted model, not a curated record. Lineage: Eukaryota; Metazoa; Chordata; Actinopteri; Osteoglossiformes; Mormyridae.